AGGUGAAUCCAAUUCCAAUAAUCCAUCUUUAAUAAUUCAAUUAAGCUCCAGCUCAAUCACUCCAAUGGCGGAAGAGGUAUGAAUCGAAGAAGAAGUCAAUUCGAUCGCCCGCCACCAAUUAGAAGACGAAGAUAUUCCCUCACCUGUAUAUACAAAGUCGAAGAAAAGUCAAUUCCCGCACAAUCACCCACCAUAUCUCCUCUAUCCUCGAAACUAUUUUAAGCACACACACGCAUAUGAUUUUGGGGAUUUGGAUUUUCUUUCAUCUUCCCUUUGGAUGAUUGCUUAGGAAGCUUCUGAUUCCGACAGAGACUUGUCUAAUUAUUUUUUGGGGAACUCAGUUUUCAAACUUAUCCCCUAUUUCUCGUCGAGCUUUUUUCUGUGUCCUCUUCUUCAAGAAACUCAAAAAAAUCAAAAAAACCAAACAAACAUGUCCGAUGGUUUGCAGGAUGCGAUCAAAACCCUCUACGUGGUUUUUGCAUUUUGCCUUGCCCUCUGCUUUGGUGUUCUUAAAAGUUUGGUAAUUGGUCCGAUUGCUGCUCUGUUGCUGAUUUUUGGGAAUUCAGGGGUGAUUUUAGGGCUUUUUCCUGCUCAUGUUGUGUGGACUGUUUAUACCCUUAUCAAAACAAAUCGAUUCGAUGCACCCCUGAAAGUAGCCAUUUUGUUGGGAUUGCCUGCUCUGUUUGCUUUCUGGUUAGGGCUUAGCAUCGCUGGUAGUGUUCUUGUUGGAAUUGGCUAUGGAUUCUUCACUCCUUUGAUUUCUUCCUUCGAAGCCUUCCGACAAGACGAUGAAUAUAUGAAGUUCUAUCAUUGCAUUGUGGAUGGAACUUUGGGGACUGUUAAAGGUAGCUGUACUGUGGUUCGCGAUUUCGCCGAUUUGUGUUACCAUUCGUAUCCGAGCUAUUUGAAGGAGCUUCGACACAAUCCUCCAUCGAACGAGCUCCAAACACUCCGGUUUAUUCAUGUCCCGGCGUGCAUUGCCGUUGGCUUGAUGGGUUUGAUCGUCGAAAUCCCACUUUACACGGCGAUCGCGCUCGUAAAGGGACCGUACAUGCUCUUCCGGGGAUGGCAUCGACUCUUGCAGGACCUCAUUAGUCGGGAAGGCCCGUUUCUCGAAACGGCUUGCAUUCCCGUCGCCGGAUUAGCGAUCCUUAUGUGGCCGCUCGUCGUUAUCGGGAGCAUCGUCAUGGCUAUAUUCACCGGGUUUUUCAUCGGGCUGUAUGGAUCCGUCGUAGUUUACCAGGAAAGAUCAUUCCGGCGAGGCGUUGCUUAUGUGAUUGCUAUGGUAGCUGAAUUCGACGAGUAUACAAACGAUUUGUUGUAUCUUCGCGAGGGGUCGGUUCUCCCGAAGCCGCGGUAUAGGAAGAGAAAACCGUCGAAUUCGUCCGAGCUUUCGGUGAAGAGAACCCAAUCUGUGCACGAUCGAUUAGGUUCGGUAUUCCCCGGAGCUUCCGGGAUUCUCGUCCCGAGCUUAACGUCGUCACGAUCCGUUCGAGAGGUUAUAAAAGAGGUUAAACUCGUGCAGAUAUGGGAAAGCACGAUGAAAUCGUCGGAGGUACGCGGGAAAGAUUUGCUCGAUGCGGGUGUGCUCGUGACGUCCGAUCUUUGCGAUUGGCUAAAAGCGAAGCGCUCGAGCGACGCGUACAUUAUGGACAUCGGUUUGGUGUGCUACUCUUUCAUGCACACCCUUCUCGACUCAAUCAAAGCCGGGUCGAACGGGAUGAUUCUCCAUGACGGCACCGAGGUUAACCACAUGAAUCGACCGCAGGACAAGCUCACAGACUGGUUCUUCCAGCCGGCGUUGGUCAUGAAAGAACAAAUUCGGGUCCUCAAGCUCGAAGACGGCGAGAUUCGAUACCUCGAAAAGCUCCUACUUUUUGGGAGCCUUAAGGAUCGCGCGAAGGCGUGGGACAACGGGAGCUUCGUUCCCAACGACGCCCUCCGGGCCGCUCAAAUCGAAGGCAUUGCGCGACGGAUGAUCGGAAUGUGUCGGAGCUUGUCGAAGUUUCCGACGUACCGAAGGAAAUUCCGGCAGGUCGUGAAGGACCUUGCGGCUUAUUCGACCGGGAACGAGUGCGCGGCGGCGCAGGCCGGGGGCGGGAGCUUGGGACCUCCUAAGGAGGGAUCGAAUAGAUCGAUAAACUAUUCUGCGGCUAAGCAAAGCUCGACAAGAUCGGGUUCCACGAGAUCGGUUGCUUCCAUUGAAAUUGUUUGAGUUAUACGUACACAUAUAUAUAUAUAUGUAUAUGUAUGUAUGUAUUUGUGUAUGUAUUUGUUCUGUUUUGGAUUUUGUAUAUGUUGGGACAGCAGAAGUCUUAGGAAUGCAUAUAGUUUUGUAAUUGGUAGAUUGAUACAAGUAGUGAGAAAAGUAUUGUUUUUUUUUUU
Molecule: messenger RNA, 2385 nt
Organism: Andrographis paniculata
Lineage: Eukaryota; Viridiplantae; Streptophyta; Magnoliopsida; Lamiales; Acanthaceae
Exons: 9
Coding region: 431-2215 (594 amino acids)
Source: RefSeq, a predicted model, not a curated record